Messenger RNA from Striga asiatica, 522 nucleotides. Lineage: Eukaryota; Viridiplantae; Streptophyta; Magnoliopsida; Lamiales; Orobanchaceae. The record is from the annotation of a GenBank genome assembly.
AUGGUGGCUGAGAUGAAGGUGAUGAUGAGGGUGACGGGAAAGGAAGAAGAUGAUGACGGGAUUUCUCUCUUCUGGUCGCGGAGAGAUAGCGAGAGAGAGAGAGCAGCGGGAUCGCAAGAGAAAAAAAAAAGACGAGAGAUAUUUGACUCGGCUGCUGCUCCUCAAAACCUCCUCUCGAGCGGACAACUCAAGGCUGACGGGGUGCUGUACGUCUGCUUCUUGUCUCUCUUUCGACUGGCCGCUGCUCAGAAAUCUCUCACCGUGGUUGUGAACAACGACGCCGCUGUUGCUCGUUGCUGGAAAAAGCACGACGGGGUUGCCACUGCAAAUGGGUGCGCGGUUGUGGAGGUUCGCCGGCCGCUGAAGAACUCGGUUUUCGGCUUCUUGUUCUCUUCUUCGACAGGACGUGAGGGCUGCUACUCACGCGCGGCGAAAAUUGAGGACCUCCAGCACUGCUCUACUCAUUCGACGACUGAAGAAGGCGGUGGCGUUUCGGGCUUAGAUGUGGCUGCUGUUGAUUGA